Molecule: messenger RNA, 825 nt
Organism: Effrenium voratum
Lineage: Eukaryota; Dinophyceae; Suessiales; Symbiodiniaceae
Source: the annotation of a GenBank genome assembly
CAUAUGUGUUGCAGCGGUGGAGGCUGCCAGCACCGAUGCAUGGCAUUUUGCCUCCCCUGCCUCAUGCUGUAAAGGAAAGACCGCAGCAUCGGAAAGCUGUCAUUGCACGCGUAUCAGCGCGAAGUUCCGUGUUGGCUGGGUUGGAUGAUUUGGACCGAAGAAAACGCGAGGUGGCGUUAGCAGCAGUUUCUGUAAAUGGCAUUGCGCUUCAAUGGGCGCCCGAGCGGUUGAGAAAGGACAAGGAAAUUGCAAUGGCAGCUGUGGCGAAUGCUGGGCAAGCUUUGAAGUAUGUGAACAAGGAGCUGCAGAGCGAUCGCGAUGUCGUUUUGGCCGCGAUUCGGCAGAAUGGGUUGGCAUUAUUGUUUGCUUCGCCGAGAUUGCAGCGGGACAAGGAGUUGGUGCUCGAAGCUUGCCAACGUGACGGUUCAGCGCUUCAUUUUGCAUGUGAUGCGCUUCGUGACGACGCUGACUGCAAAAUUGCCGCCGGAACUGCUACAACAAGUGUUUGCAGUUCUGCUAGAUGCACUGUGGAUAGCUCGAGGAGCCGUUUUGUUGCAUCAACCUAUGAUGGAAGAUGGCCAUCGCUUACCAAGUGGAGCCGUCGUCCAUAUUUGGCUGCGACGGCACGCACAGUUGAUGCUGAAGAGGCACCCAGAAGAAGCACCAUGAGGAGCACAAUCGCUUCCGCCUGGCAAGGACCAUCUCAUCGACAUGAAGGGUUUACCACACGCUGAAGCUUCCUGUGCGUUUGAGUGCUGGGAGUCUUUUUGCGCGCUGUACAAAUUCAGGCGCCAUCAUGCUGCCGCUUCCUUUUCAGAAGACAAC